ACCCACUGAAUACACCAUGCUAAAGAAAGCUCUCGGUUUGUUUGUCAACUCCUACAGUUUUGAAACGUCCCGUUUACUGACUACCUAUUAUAUAUUUUUCAGCUUCUAUUUCCAAGCAUCGGGACCCCCUUAUGAUCAUUACGGCAGGUUUCGUAAGUCACGAUAUGAGGAUCAUGUGCGAGAGACAAACCAGUCCCUAUGCUGUGCCAGGAUCAAAGAAUUGUCCCACCACCAAGCAACUCCUUCGUGAGGAGCAAUGUACAGAGAUGGAAAUACAGACCGAUGGCUACGCCUCGCCCUGUACUAUGAAUGUGAUCCCAUUCCUUGGUGGAAGCACCGAGCAAGCCCUUUACAAGAUGCAACGUCCAGGAAAGGAGAUGCCGAGUGAGGAUCACGUCCUUCCCCAUACCACAAACAUGAUCACUUCACUUUGUGGAAGCGGGUAGCCUUUGCAAGUAAGACUUACAGACUGUGAAACACUCUACCAUUUUCGGGCAUGGUCGGAAUGCCGGUUAUUGCAGUUGAGGUAGCUGUGGUGGUUGCAGUGGUUGCGGUAUUGGUGUUUUUUUGUUUUUUUAAUGGUUUUCAGAAUGAUAGAAUUAGUCAGAGUGGAUAUUUAUGGUUUGGGUCUGCCAUGGGAAGGCUUUACUACAAUGGUGGUAACUUAAAAAAAGUUCCUGAAUAUGACACUUGCAGUGGGGUU
Tuber aestivum (summer truffle) is the source of this 703-nucleotide messenger RNA. The record is from the annotation of a GenBank genome assembly. NCBI's taxonomy places the organism in Eukaryota, Fungi, Ascomycota, Pezizomycetes, Pezizales, Tuberaceae.